AUGCAAGCAUUAAAGCCAAUACAACCUUGUUUUACCAAGUUCUUCAACCGUCAAUUGCUUAAACCCUUAAACCUCCGUGCUUUCUCAGCAUCAUCAGAUGAUUACUCCAAACAGUCACGUGGUGGCCUUCCUCGCUUCUUCUCUGAACAACUCCCUGCUUCUAAGGGUGGUGUUGUUCGUGUACAAGGCGAUGAAUUCAGGCAUAUGACUAAAGUUUUGAGGUUGAGCACGAAUGAUAGGGUAGAGCUCUUCAAUGGGAAAGGAGGUUUAAUUGAAGGGUUCCUAGAGAGAAUUGACCGUACUGGACUUGAUUUUGUGGCAUUGGAAGAUCCAAAAUUAGUUUGUCCUCAGAGCACAAAGUGGCAUGUAUUUGCUGCAUUUGGUACUCUAAAGGGCGAUCGAGCUGACUGGCUUGUUGAGAAAUGCACAGAACUUGGAGCUCAUAGUGUGACCCCUCUGCUGACAGAACGUUCUCCGUCAAUCUCAGAAAAUCGAGUGGACAGGUUACGACGUGUCAUUUUAGCAGCGACUAAACAGAGUCAGCGGUUGCAUGAAAUGAUUCUAAAUCCUCCAACUAAAACUGUUGGCCUUUUGCCUAUACUUGCACAGUCAAAGCUAUCUUUUCUGGCAACAGCAGAAGCUACUCCUGUUGUUAGCGUAUUGACUUCAUCAAGAAAAGAAUCAAGUGGAUUGAUAAUAGUUGGACCAGAAGGGGACUUCACGGAGAAAGAAGUGAAUGGGAUGAUGGAAGCAGGGGCAACACUUGUUGGUCUUGGACCACAUCGUCUACGUGUUGAAACUGCUACAAUGGCACUUUUGGCAACUCUAAUGCUGUGGUCUGACUCCCAGUAG
This is a messenger RNA of Dovyalis caffra, 852 nucleotides long. The record is from the annotation of a GenBank genome assembly. Lineage: Eukaryota; Viridiplantae; Streptophyta; Magnoliopsida; Malpighiales; Salicaceae.